This is a messenger RNA of Juglans microcarpa x Juglans regia, 2043 nucleotides long. RefSeq names its product MDIS1-interacting receptor like kinase 2-like. The coding region runs from base 1 to 2043 and encodes 680 amino acids. NCBI's taxonomy places the organism in Eukaryota, Viridiplantae, Streptophyta, Magnoliopsida, Fagales, Juglandaceae. Gene Ontology annotation, biological process: protein phosphorylation. The transcript has 8 exons. Gene Ontology annotation, molecular function: ATP binding; protein kinase activity; protein binding. The record is from RefSeq and is a predicted model, not a curated record.
AUGAGCAGGAACAACAUUAGUGGUAGCAUACCACCCGAGAUUGGAAACUGGAUUCAACUACAUGUGCUUGAUUUUUCAUUAAAUCAUAUAGUUGGGGCAAUUCCAAAGGAACUUGGAAAGUUGACUUCUCUAAAGAAGUUGUGGUUGAAUGGAAAUCAUCUCUCUGGUGCUAUACCUGUAGAAUUCGAGUCAUUGACCAAUCUCGAAUUUCUAGACAUAUCCUUGAACAAAUUAUGCAAGUCACGUAAUCUUGGGAACGACUUCUCAAAAUUGAACCACUUGAAUUUGAGCCAUAACAAUUUCAGUGAAGAACUUCCCAUCUUGCUUAUGAGCUUAUUUCAUCUCUCCAAACUAGAUUUAAGCUAUAACUCUUUGACUGGAGAGAUACCAUCAAAAGUCAGCAAAAUGCAAAGCUUGGAGGUGCUCAAUCUCUCUCACAAUUAUCUUUCUAGCAUUAUUCCGACUACCUUUGAAGAAAUGCAUGGCUUGUUGCAUGUUGACAUAUCUUACAAUGAGUUACACGGCCUCAUUCCCAAUAGCAAAGCAUUUUUAGAUGCUCCCUUGGAAGCCUUGCAAGAUAACAGGGGAUUAAGAAAGAAAGAUCGAUAUCUCCAAUUAGAACAAAGCAACAAGCAUGAAGGAGGAUCUCUUUUUGUGUCAAGUACUUUCGAUGGAAGAAAAAUGGAUGAAGAGGUCAUAAGAGCAACCGACGCAUUCAAUGACAUAUAUUGCAUUGGGAAGGGAGGAUAUGGAACAACAUAUCAAGCAAAAUUCUCAUCAGGUGAAAUGGUAGCUGUGAAGAAACUCCACCAACUACUUGAUGAUGAGAAAAGAUCCCAAAAAGCAUUCUUAAAUGAGAUAAAGGCAUUAACAGAAAUUGAAGAAUAUGCUAAAGAAUUUGACUGGAGUAAGAGAUUGAAUAUUAUCAAAGGUGUGGCUUAUGCCUUGUCUUACAUGCACCAUGAUUGCUCACCACCAAUAAUUCAUCGAGAUAUCAAAAGUAACAACGUCUUGUUGGAUUCUCAAUACGUGGCCCAUGUUUCAGAUUUUGGUACUGCUAAGAUUUUGGAGCUAGAUUUAUCCAAUUGGACUUCCCUUGCAGGCAUAUACGGGUAUAUGGCACCAGAACUUGCUUAUACAAUGAAGAUAACUGAGAAAUCUGAUGUAUAUAGCUUUGGUGUGUUGUCAUUAGAAGUGCUAAUGGGAAAGUAUCCAGAUGAUUUCAUCUUCUCACUUAAGUCAUCUCCAUCAGUUGAGAUGGGCAUUCAAUUGAAAGAUGUGUUGGACCAACGCCUUCAGUUUCCAGCGCCCCAAGUUGAGGCCGAGCUCAUAAGGGUUGCAGAGAUUGCUACUGAAUGCUUAAAUGACGUUCUAGAAUCCAGGCCGACUAUGCACAUAAUUUCUAAAGAUGAGUGUUGUACUGAUCGGGAUGGUUUGAGUGUUGGGAGAAGCUCGAGUGCCAGGUUGGUUGAGGCUAAGGGGAAAAGGGAUGGUUUGAGUUUUGGGAAAAGGGAUUGGCUGAUUGAGAGCGUCAGUCGAAGUGUUAGGGAUAGGGAUGGUUUGAGUGCCCGUGGGUCAAGAUGGGUUUUUGGUCUCCACAAGCGUUGCAGCCACAAAAGGCAGCCCAAGUCUCUUCCAUCUGCUACCGUGCAAGGACAAAUAGAAAUCGAUACCACUGCUUGGCCACGAGCCAUCGAGUUGCACUAUCCUCCCCUGUUUUUAUCCCCACAAAAGAGUGCACGUCAUAUUAUCCCAUCAAGGGGGUUGAGACAAGGAGAUCCUAUCUCCCCUUAUUUGUUUCUGCUCUAUACAGAAGGCCUAAUUGGGUUAUUAAAGCAUGUAGCCACUUCAAAUGCAAUCUCUGGAAUUCGAGUUUCUAGAGGGGCCCCAAAAUUGAACCACCUCCUAUUUGCUGAUGACAGCCUCAUUUUCUGUGAUGCUAGUGUGGAGACUAAUCUCAAAUUAUUAAGACUGCUGAAACUCUAUGAGGAGGCCUCUGGUCAAUUCAUCAACCAAGAUAAAUCUGCCAUGGUGUUUAGUUAG